Westerdykella ornata is the source of this 2993-nucleotide messenger RNA. Its product is annotated as glycogen phosphorylase-like protein. Bases 175 to 2847 code for a protein of 890 amino acids. Lineage: Eukaryota; Fungi; Ascomycota; Dothideomycetes; Pleosporales; Sporormiaceae. Gene Ontology annotation, molecular function: glycogen phosphorylase activity; pyridoxal phosphate binding. The transcript is spliced from 7 exons. The record is from RefSeq and is a predicted model, not a curated record. Gene Ontology annotation, cellular component: cytoplasm. Gene Ontology annotation, biological process: glycogen catabolic process.
CCCUGCAAGCUUCAAUUGCCAUCAGCCGUUCCUUCCCUGCCUGUCAUUGUGCGCCGGCCCAGCUAAACAACACCGCCUCCGCCCCCGAUCCUCCAUCAUCUCCUGAAUACUGGGUAACAACACCCUCGUCUCUCGCUCACUCGAGUCUGCAUCUCCCCCACCAACCUCCUGAACAUGGCGUCGACGCCUACCCAUUCGGCACCUGCCCGCGAGCGAAGACCCUCCAUGAGCGCCCCUCUCGCCGACCUGCAGGGCCCCGUUGGCCCCUCGUUCUCUCGCCCCAAGCACAAGAGAACUGCCACGGGUUUCGGAGCCAGCGAGAUCAAGAGCGUCGAGGCGAGCAUUCCUGAGCCCCAGCGCGAGGCCUGGAGGAAGUUUAUGCCCAAGCCCUUCACCACGGCCGAAGAAUUCGAAAAGGAGGCUGUGCGCCACAUCGAGACGACGCUCGCCCGCUCCCUGUACAACUGCGACGAGUCGGCCGUGUAUGGGGGAACCGCGCUCGCCUUCCGCGAUAGGCUGAUUUUGGAUUGGAAUAAGACGCAGCAGACGCAGACGUUCAAGGAUCAGAAGAGGGUGUAUUAUCUCUCGCUCGAGUUUUUGAUGGGAAGAGCGCUGGAUAAUGCCAUGCUCAAUGUUGGGCAGAAGGAUGUGGCUACGAAGGGCCUUAGCGAACUCGGCUUCCGCAUGGAGGAUAUCAUCUCCCAGGAGCACGAUGCUGCCCUCGGUAACGGUGGUCUCGGCCGUCUUGCCGCAUGCUUCCUCGACUCGUUGGCCUCGCUCAAUUACCCCGCCUGGGGUUACGGCCUGCGGUACCGCUAUGGCAUCUUCAAGCAGGAGAUCGUUGAUGGAUUCCAGGUCGAGGUUCCGGAUUAUUGGUUGGACUUCAACCCCUGGGAGUUUCAGAGACACGACAUCACGGUGGAUAUUCAAUUCUAUGGCCAUGUCAAUCGCUGGCAGGAUGACGAGGGCAAGUUGCAGUAUUCGUGGGAGGGUGGCGAGAUUGUGCAGGCGGUUGCGUUUGAUGUUCCCAUCCCUGGAUAUCAGACCCAGACGUGCAACAAUCUUCGGCUGUGGGGCAGCAAGGCCGCAAGCGGAGAGUUCGACUUCCAAAAGUUCAACUCGGGCGAGUACGAAAGCUCGGUUGCGGAUCAGCAGCGUGCAGAGACCAUCUCGGCGGUCUUGUAUCCCAACGAUAAUCUCGAGAGAGGCAAGGAGCUCCGCUUGAAGCAGCAGUACUUCUGGUGCGCUGCGUCUCUGUACGAUAUUGUGCGCCGCUUCAAGAAGACCAAGCGUGCUUGGAAGGACUUCCCCAAUGCGGUUGCCAUUCAGCUCAACGAUACCCACCCCACGCUCGCGAUCCCCGAGCUUCAGAGGAUACUGGUGGAUAUCGAGGGGCUGGAGUGGGAUGAGGCAUGGAGCAUCGUGCAAAAGACCUUCGGAUACACCAACCACACAGUGCUUCCCGAAGCCCUCGAGAAGUGGUCUGUCCCGCUCAUGCAGCACCUCCUCCCCCGUCAUCUCCAGAUCAUCUACGACAUCAACCUCUUCUUCCUCCAAAAGGUGGAGCGCAUGUUCCCCAAUGAUCGCGAAUUGCUUGGACGCGUCUCCAUCAUCGAGGAGUCCAACCCCAAGAUGGUGCGCAUGGCGUUUCUCGCCUUGAUCGGGUCGCACAAGGUUAAUGGCGUCGCCGAACUGCACUCGGAUCUCAUCAAGACGACAAUUUUUAAGGACUUUGUCAAGAUAUAUGGCCCGGACAAGUUUACCAAUGUGACCAAUGGUAUCACUCCGAGGAGAUGGCUCCACCAGGCCAACCCUCGGCUUUCUGCGCUUAUUGCCUCCAAGCUGGGCGGGCAUGACUUUUUGAAGGAUCUCACGCUCCUCCACAAGCUUGAGAACUUUGUCGAUGACAAGGAGUUCCGCAAGGAGUUCAGGGAGAUCAAGUACUCCAACAAGGUGCGGCUGGCCAAAUACAUCAAGGACACCAUGGGCAUUACCGUCAACCCCUCGUCUCUAUUCGAUGUUCAGGUCAAGCGUAUCCACGAGUACAAGCGUCAGCAGCUCAACAUCUUCGGUGUCAUCCACCGCUACCUGGAAAUCAAAAAGUCGUCUCCAGAGGAGAGGAAGAAGUUCACUCCCCGGGUAUCCAUCUUUGGUGGAAAGGCAGCGCCCGGGUACUGGAUGGCGAAGGCGGUCAUCCACCUCAUCAACCGUGUUGCUAACGUGGUCAACAACGACGCCGAUGUGGGCGACCUGCUCAAGGUCAUUUUCUUGGAAGACUACAAUGUCAGCAAGGCGGAGAUCAUUUGCCCGGCGAGCGAUAUCAGCGAGCACAUUUCCACGGCUGGAACGGAAGCUAGCGGUACUAGCAACAUGAAGUUCUGCCUCAAUGGCGGUCUCAUCAUCGGAACCUGCGAUGGUGCAAACAUUGAAAUCACCCGCGAGAUUGGCGAGGACAACAUCUUCCUCUUCGGCAACCUCGCCGAAAACGUCGACGACCUCCGCCACGCCCACCUCUACGGCCAGUACCAGCUCGACCCCCAGCUCGCCGCCGUCUUUGACGCCAUCCACUCCGGCACGUUUGGUAAUCCCGACUCCUUUGAAGCGCUCCUCAACGGUAUAGUCGAGCACGGCGAUUACUAUCUUGUCAGCGAUGACUUCGCAUCGUACAUCCAGACUCAGGACCUGAUUGAUAAGAGCUUCAGGGAUACGGAGGAGUGGACGACGAAGACGAUAUUGACCGUGGCGAGGAUGGGUUUCUUUAGCAGUGAUCGGUGCAUUGACGAGUAUGCAGAGUCGAUUUGGAAUAUUGAGCCGAUUGCGCAGGAGAAGGAGGACGAGAAGAAGUGAGGGGUGGCAUGCACGGUGGUUAAUUGCGCGUGUGGUAUUUGUAUAGUGGCAUCAAUUGAUUAUUUUCUGCAAUUGGAAGGCUUGUAAUCAGUGAUCUGGAACCAUGGGUGACUUGCAGGGUGAUGGUGUUCAGAUGUUCCUGUAAA